Molecule: messenger RNA, 2781 nt
Organism: Acaulospora morrowiae
Lineage: Eukaryota; Fungi; Glomeromycota; Glomeromycetes; Diversisporales; Acaulosporaceae
Source: the annotation of a GenBank genome assembly
AUGGCAAGUUACGAUUCUUUGAAGGAUGAUUUGCGCAGUUACCUGCAUUCCCUUCAAAAGGAGUUCCAGGAUUCAGACCAUACGUCUGAAAGGGUGAUAAAGGUUCUACGUGAAUCAUUGGAUUUUUUUGAAAAGGGCACCUCCUGGAACGGUCCUCCACCCACUCCACAAUUACAAAGUUUCUUUCUGAAAAAACUAUAUGGGAAACAUUUGAGCUUCAUCAUUGAAAAUGUCCUAUAUGAAGGGUUUGAUGCUCGCAUGCGAACACAACAAGAUAAACUUAUCGUAGAGUAUUUUAUUCCCACCGGAGAAAAGAAUUCACAAAAGUUGAAACGUGCAAGCAUUUCCUUGCGAGUAUUAGUUACACAUUUCACACUUUCCGAAGUUGAUCAACGACAACAACGAGCUCAUCAGCUGGUGUCUAUCCGAAAACUCAUAAUAUUACUGCUAAGAGCCUAUUCUUUUGAAGAAUUUUACGAUGCGAUACUGAACGAUGCGGAAAUCGAACAAAAUGAAAAACGUGCGGAGUGGGUAGAAUUCGUGAACCUCAUCUGCUCAGUGCCCGAGAGGUCAGCGAAUCUAAUGGCAUUGAAGGAGAAUCAUCGUAACAUUGGAUUACAGGAGGAAACCACCGAUCUAGAUGACUUGUAUCCUGGGUUGGAGGGUUGUUAUCCAAAAUGUGUAGGAUUGGUCAUUCAAGUGCGUCGCGGUGGUGUACAUGAGUUCUUGCGUUUUCCGAAUAAUACACUCUACCCAUUAUUGUCGAAACGUCUUAGCCUUCCCUAUGGGAGUAUUUACCAGGACAUUUGGCAUCGCUUGAUCGCGACGUUUCUUCCAUACACUUUAGAAACAUUUCUCUCAUCUUUAUUCCUGCAUGUGCAAAAUCACGAACUUUCCAAGAUAAUCAAUCCCGCCUCUAUUGAGAAUGAAUCUCGUUAUCGGAUUCGGAGGGUUGCCAAGGUGAUUGGAUCACUUAUUGGAAAAUCAAAUAGUGAGGCGGCAUCUUAUCUGAUCAAAUAUAAAUAUUUCGUUGGAGGAAAAACUUUCUCUGUAACGAUUUUACGGGUUCUUUGUUGUUUCUUGAGUUGGGGAUAUCUACAUAGGCAGCCACGUGACGAAAAUGGUGAAGCAUUAAGAUUGGGAGUGGAUGACGAUCUCACCGGUCUACUCAAAACCCUCAUAUCUUCAUGGUCCGAUCCUACAUUUGUCAAACACGGAUCGAUCACUAAUCAAAUGUAUUUGACCAGUGCAAUUCUCAUAAUAUUCGGCUACCUUCCCAAGGAGACAUUGAUUAAGGCGGCGAUUCCCAGGGAAAUCACGUUGGGUGUUACCCAUUGGUUGCAGAGUUCUUCCGGAGAAAUGCGGAAAUUGGGAAUGGUCACGGCUGAAGUGCUUUCAGGAUUGAUCGACGAGCCGGACAACAUUUUGAAUUUUGGUGUAAUUUCAGAAGAUGAGAUUAAUCACUUAAAACAGCUAAUCGAAGUCAAGGAUGGCGUUGUUGAUCCUGGGAUCAUAGAAGAGGAAUUCUCGGAAGAUGUGAUAGAAUCACAUGAGAUCAAAGAAUUUCAAGAGGGCACGGAGGAUGAGCGAUCUAAUAAGAUUAACGAUGAGGACAUCGAACCUUUGGGCAAAGAAGAUAAUAAUACAACGGUUAACGAGCAGAAGGUAGAUUCUGAUGAUGAAGAUGAUUUCGAGCCAUAUCCGAUGGAGGUUGAAAGUGAGAAUGAGGAGGAUGAAGACGAUCCUGCCCCUCAGGUCAGAAAAAAGAAAGUCUUGGCACCAGUUUAUAUUAUAGAUCUGAUCUCAUAUCUAAAGUCUGUUGAGGAUUACGAAAAAUUGGAGAUCGCGAUCAAUAAUGCAGGAAAAUUGAUCAGAAAUAAAACAGGAUUCGGGAUGGAGCUGGAUGACAACGCGGAGGAACUGGCCAGAAUUAUUAUCAGUUUGCAAGACAAGUUUGAAUUAAAAGGAUUUGAGGAAAAUAGGCAGGAUGCAUUGGUAGCGCUUUCUUGUGGAAGCCCAAAGAUCGUUGUGCCGUACAUUAUUCAGCAAUUAUUUGAGAACCGAUAUUCACUGUCCGACAAACUCAUGAUAUUAUCAGUAAUAUCGAGUUCGGCGAAAGAACUGGCCGGAAUACAGACUCAAGAGGACGUGUCCAACAGCAAAAAGUACUAUAUCGCUAAUGAUAUAACCGAGGAGUUCAAAGAUCUUAGCAUCUCCACCUUAAAACUACCUACCACAAAUAUUAAGGAAAACCGAUUCUCACGUAGACCUCAAUUGGAGGCUUUGCGUCACAACUCAAUUAGAACAAAUAAAUUUAACGAAGUUGCAGCCAAAACUUUCUUCUUUCCCUUGACAGCUGGUUUCUGGGCGCUUAUUCACGACCGUGAACGAAACAAUCUAAUAUAUGAACCUACAUUGUUGCAAAGAUACAUUGUAACUUUGGCAGUAGUUGUUCAAUGCUCUGUGAAUACUGUUAAUCUUCAGCAAAUCAUUCGAGAAUUUUGGGAUUUAUUAUUAUCUUUACGACAUCACGAUGAUCCAGCUGUGCUAUCAGCAUUGUUAUUUGGCGUGAGCGUCAUAAUAAAUUCCUUGCCGGGACGCGAUCUGGCGGAAGCUUUUGGAAAGGAGCUGGUCGAAACUCAGCAAUGGAUCAAUGCGAUAUUCGAAAAUAGGGUUAACAAUGAAGUUCGAUCCAUGGCGGCAUGGAUUUCAGUUGAGAUCAAAGGCGUUAUCUCAGAGUAUCAACGAUUGUUGAUCGGUGAUUUAUUACCUCUCACAUAA